CGGCGUGAAUUCCAUCUGAUUUUCCACCUACCACAUGCGUCAGUCUUCGGUGGUGGUAGUACAAGGUACUUACAAGCGGCAGUACACGUUACUACACAGCUCAAAACCCCAAGCGGCCCAUCGCUAGGAAGUGCGGAGAGAGCGAGGGAGUGAGUGAAGCUGUGAGAUCCAUGGCGUCCUCAGGUGAUGCAGCCAAAGAACAGGGUAAGUUUGAGUUAAGGCCACCUCCAUAUCCAUUGGACGCGUUGGCGCCUUACAUGAGCCUCAAUACACUGGAGUUCCACUGGGGAAAGCAUCACAGAGCUUAUGUGGACAAUCUAAACAAGCAAGUUUUGGGUACUGAACUGGGUGGAUUGUCACUAGAAAAUGUUAUUGUGAAAACAUACAAUAACGGAGAUCUUCAUCCUCCGUUCAAUAAUGCUGCCCAGGUAUGGAACCAUGAUUUCUUCUGGGAUUCUAUGAAGCCAGGAGGAGGAGGGCGGCCUGAAGGCCAUCUUUUAAAACUUAUUGAAAGAGAUUUUGGAUCUUAUGAUGCGUUUGAGAAGGAAUUCAGAACUGCUGCAAUUAGCCAGUUUGGUUCUGGUUGGGCAUGGCUUAUAUAUAAGGCUGAUGCCGGUGAGGUGAAAGGAGCGGAUCCUGUGCCUUUGGAAAAGGAUUACAAGCUUUCAAUUAUGAAGACACCAAAUGCUGUGAACCCCUUAGUGUGGGACUACUCGACGUUGCUGACUGUUGAUGUCUGGGAGCAUGCCUACUACCUCGAUUACCAGAACCGACGGCCCGACUAUGUAUCGGUCUUCCUGGAGAAGCUUAUUUCAUGGGAUGCAGUGAGUGCUCGACUGGAAGUUGCAGAGGCGAAAGCAGCGGAGAAGGCAAAAGGAAAGCUGUGAAUCUUGAAGCUCGAGAGACUAAAUAAGAGGAACCCACCUUUUCAUUUGUUGAGGGUGGAAGUACUGUUAGUUUUGAGUAGUAUGUUAUCUUUCAAGUUUCAGAAGAAUGGGUGCUGCAAUUUUCUGUUUGGUUCGGUCACUUCAGUGUUUAGAUGCUUUUAGAUCCGAUCUUAAGCCUGCUAUGACUUGUUUUAGAUCAUCUGGCGUUGUCGUUCCACAUCUUGCAAAAGCAAAUAAAAAGUCAAGCAGAGCAAAUUUGAACCGGAUAUGAAACAGUAGAUCAUUAAAAAUUCUGAUGGAUCUCAAAAUGCAUAAUGCGUCCAUGUAUACAGACCCCAGAGUAUUCAUAAUUAACUUGUACAGGGUGUGAUUCGGCAAAAUCUGGCUAUUUUAAUCCAAUUCAAUUCAGCUUGUAGCAAUGACUUGUUAAAAAUAUUAAUAUAUUGAAGGAAUCUAUGCUUCAA
Molecule: messenger RNA, 1351 nt
Organism: Nymphaea colorata (pocket water lily)
Lineage: Eukaryota; Viridiplantae; Streptophyta; Magnoliopsida; Nymphaeales; Nymphaeaceae
Product: superoxide dismutase [Fe], chloroplastic-like
Exons: 8
Coding region: 171-887 (238 amino acids)
Biological process (GO): superoxide metabolic process
Cellular component (GO): chloroplast nucleoid
Molecular function (GO): metal ion binding; superoxide dismutase activity
Source: RefSeq, a predicted model, not a curated record